GCCGGGCAGAAGGAGCCCUGCCCGGCCAGGGCGAAGCGCUGCUGGUCUCCAAACAGGCUCUCCAGAUGGCUGCCUUGGGCCGCCCCUUCCAGCUGGGGAUGCUGAGGCCUCCUCUCCCCUUGGGUGUGCCUUUUCUCUGGCCUUUUACGUGCAACGCUUUGCUGCUACAGGCUGCCUUACCUUGUCUUUGUCCUGUGGCAGGCAUCACCCUAUGGGAUCCCGGAGUUUUAACCAGGAAUAUCGAGACCCAGCUGCAGCCCAGCACAGAAACCCAAGUGAUCGCCUUUGAUACGCUCAGCAACAAAGCCCAUGCGCUGAAUGUCUCGGCCUCCCUCAAGGCAAGCUUUCUUGGAGGGCUGGUGACAGUGGAUGGCGCAGCCAAGUACCUCUGUGAUACCCCAGAGUCAGCCUACCAGGCCCGCAUGGCCCUCAAGUACUCGGCCACCACCUACUUCAAGCAGAUGACCAUGUGCCAAAUCGGGCAGGAGCACAUCAUGUACCCAGAGGUCUUUGAGCAAGACACUGCCACCCACGUGGUCACGGGGAUUCUGUAUGGAGCCAACGCCUUCUUCAUCUUUGACCAGAUGGCGUUCUCCUCGGACAGCCUGCAGAACAUUCAAGCCAAGCUCCACGUCAUGGUGACCAAGAUGCCUUUGCUGUCUUUAUCUAAGGCAGGACAGGGUGGAGGAAUCUGCCUGGAUGAACAAGAAAAGGCUGCUGUGGCGAAGUGCAGCUGCAUCUUCUAUGGGGAUUUUGCCCUUGACCGCAACCCAACAACAUAUGAGGAAGCCUUAAGAAUAUAUUCCAAACUUCCCAAAAUGUUGGGAAGUAAUGGGGAGAGGUCCGUGCCCGUAAAAGUGUGGCUUUUCCCCCUGAGCAGGUUGAACUCAAGGGCUGCCCGGCUGGUUCGUGAGGUGAGCUCCAGAGUGAUCUCCGACACUGAGAAGGCCCUGGAGAAACUCAUGGAACUUGACAAGCGAUGCAACGACCUGCUCAAGGACAGCAUUACAACCACCUUCCCAGAAAUCCUGAAGAAAAUCGUGCGUUUCAAAGACUUGUGUGAGGAGUACCGGCUUGGCUUACAGAAACAGCUAGCCACGAUCUUGCCCUCCAUCCGUGGAGGAGGAGCCAGGGACGACGUCCUGAUAAACCUUUUGAGGAAGAACGAGCAGUCGGCGUUCAACACUGCCUCGCUCCACAGAUUCCUGGAUUUGAAGUAUCAGGAGAUAUAUUUCAUCAAAUUCUUCCUGGACUUGUCAAAAGGUAAGGUCUCCUCCCAAGAUGACCUAGUGAAAAGGAUUCUCGAUCCAAGAAUUGAUACUGUGCUUGCCUAUACCUUUACUUCUCUGCAAGCAAGGGAACCCUACCUAGAUAAGCUGAACGCUGUUUUGGAUCAGGCCUCUGGCUCUGUACCCAAGGCUUCAGUACAGGAGAAGGACUCAACCCCCUGGUUUGAGGACAGAAAGAUCUUGGAAAGAGCCCAGGACGCAGCCAUGGUGUUUGCGGGGUUCUCCCAGGGCUACCACCUGGGGAAGAUCCGCUUCAUCGUAACCUCAAAGCCUGAUGAGAGCAACCCGGGAGCUGAGAUUGUCCGGUACCCCAGUGGGUGCCUGGAAGGAACCCGACUGAAGCUCCUCUCCAAACCCCGCCAGCCACUCAUUGACGCCGUUUCCUGUGACCGAUUCCAGCUGACCUUUCAGCCAGCCGAGUCAGAGAAAGGGGUGACAUCGGGUUACUACGUCCAGUAUAGGGUCUUUGGGGAAGAAAAGUGGAUGUUUGCGUAUGUAAAUGGGACAGAGGAGACGUUCUGGGUGAUGGGGCUGGAAGCAAAGACUAAAUAUGAAUUUCGGUAUGCCAUGGAGAGCAAAUUGGGACUCAGUCACUUCAGUGAUGUGAGUGGAGUGGUGGAGACCACCCCCCGCUCAAGCCCUCCCGGGAAACCAACCCUGGUGGAGAGGGGCUCCUGUUUCCCCUUUCAAAUCCAAAUUAUCUGGAGCUGCCCUAGCUUUGUGGCCGAUGGCAUCGUCAUAAAGCAGUACAAGCUCCGCUACCGAAAACGAGCAGAAAAUGGGUGGUACGAAUACAAGACAGGGAAGAAGAUGGAGACCGUGUGGAUGUCCAGGACCACCGUAAGGAACAUGGUGGCCCUGCAGGUGGUCGCCAUCUAUGAAGAUGGGUUUGAGAGCGAACCCAGUGAGGAGGCCCUCCAGGGAGACUUUUAGGAGGUAAACAGGUGGUGGCGCAGCUGCGCUUUUGCACCCUGCAACCUUGUUGUCCUCUCCCUCAGGUCUUCAGCACAGACCAGUUUCUUGAGAGACUGGAGCCCUCUGGGG
Molecule: messenger RNA, 2333 nt
Organism: Python bivittatus (Burmese python)
Lineage: Eukaryota; Metazoa; Chordata; Lepidosauria; Squamata; Pythonidae
Source: RefSeq, a predicted model, not a curated record